UCCCAUCUUAGAUCAGGACUCACCAUUUAGAUUAUCGUGUUCCGGGGCGUAGCAUAACAAAUGGAGGGAAAUAUAAUACGAGAGAAAAUAAGCUCCUCGCCGGCCAUCUUUUUUGUCCUUAAUUCGGACAAUAUUGUUCCCAUUCUGUCCCUCCUCGUUAUAUAAUCCCUCCCUAUUCCCCCACCCUUCCCGAUCCGAUCCCAAAAAACCCCCACUCCGCCAUGGGAACUAUCCCUCUUCCCCUCUUCCUCCUUUUCUUCUCACUCUCUGCAAGGGCGGAAGCAGGAAACCCCCCCGCGUCUCCACGAAACCUUGCCAUGUGUCUCUCCUCCGCCCGGCUCACCAAUUACACGAUCCCCUCUGUCGACCCCUCAGAAGCGGCCAUGUUAUCGUAUUACCGUGUAUUAAACUUCUCCAUCGAAAACCUCCGCUUCGCCCGGCCCUCCCUCCCAAAGCCCGAGGCCGUGGUACUCCCGGACAAUAAGUUGCAGCUGCGGAGCACGAUAAUCUGCUGCCGCACAGCUAAUCUCGGCAUCAGGAUUCGCAGCGGAGGACACAGCUAUGAAGGAUUAUCCUACUCCGCGGGAGACCACACCCCCUUCGUUAUUAUCGAUUUAAUGAACAUGAAUCGGGUCUGGGUCGACGUGGAGAACCGGACCGCCUGGGUCGAAUCGGGAGCGACGCUGGGCGAGACCUACCAUGCCAUCGCCAAGGCAAGCGAUUCGAUCGCUUUCUCCGCCGGGUCCUGCCCCACAGUUGGCAGCGGUGGCCACAUCGCCGGCGGUGGAUUCGGCCUCCUCUCUAGAAAGCAUGGACUCGCCGCCGACAACGUUCUCGACGCCAUCCUGGUCGACCCGGACGGUCGAGUCCUGGACCGGAAGUCCAUGGGCGACGACGUCUUCUGGGCCAUCCGAGGCGGGGGCGGGGGCACGUGGGGGGCGGUCUAUGCUUGGAAAAUCCGGCUCGUCCCCGUCCCGAAGCGAGUCACCUCCUUCAUCAUAAACCGAGCGGGGUCGACUCGGACCGUCGCUGAGUUAGUCAACAAAUGGCAGCGAGUCGCGCCGAGUCUUCCAGACGAGUUCUACCUCUCUUGCUUCGUCGGCGCCGGUAUACCGGAGCUAGACCGGAUCGGGAUGUCGGCCACGUUCAAGGGCUUCUACCUCGGACCCAAACCGGAGGCGGUUGCGAUUCUGAACCGGCGGUUCGCCCAGUUAAACAUAUCAGAUUCGGAGCUUCAAGAGAUGAGUUGGAUCGAAUCCGUGGUCUUCUUCUCGGGUCUGCCGAAGGGGAGCUCAAUAUCGGAUCUAAAGAAUCGGAUCCUCCACACGAAAACCUUCUUCAAGGCCAAAUCCGAUUACGUGCGGCAGCCAAUCUCAAAGCGAGAUUUAGUCAGAGCCCUUGAUUUGCUAUCAGACGAGCCAAAAGCGUAUCUUAUUCUGGACCCUUACGGUGGGGCGAUGGACAGGGUAGGGAGCGAGGAUCUGCCGUUCCCGCACCGGAGUGGGAAUCUUUAUAUAAUCCAGUAUCUGGUCGAAUGGACGGCAUAUGAUGAUGGGAGGAGGGACGAGUUCAUGGAGUGGAUCCGUGGGUUUUAUGGGUUCAUGGGAGAGUUUGUGUCAAAGGGGCCGAGGGCGGCGUAUGUGAAUUAUUUGGACCUCGAUUUGGGGAGCACUGGAUGGACGGACGACAACGAGGGGUCAAGUGAUCCGGUGGCUGAGGCGAGGGUAUGGGGGGAGAGGUAUUUCUUGGAGAAUUUUGAUCGGUUGGUACGGGCGAAGACGGCCGUUGAUCCGGAUAACGUUUUUACGAAUGAACAGAGUAUACCGCCCUCGGGGUUGGGGUUGGGGUUGGGUCGGGAUGAGGUGGGAACAUGGGAUGAUGAUCAUGGGGCGUGUUCUAGGAUGGUGGAACGGACAAGAGGCUGCAAAGGAAUUAUUUUAUAAAGGCCCACAGUAAAUAGUGUUUUUUUUUGAAAGUUUUUUUGGUGUGAUUUUUUGAUCCAUGGAGUUGAUAGGUGAUAGAAGAAAAAUUUGUUGGAGUCAUGCAAGUCCCAUAUACAUUGUGCUCCAAUGAGUGCAUGUCACUUUAGCGAUGGAUAAUCUAAAAAGGAUCGCUAUGAUAAUCUUAAAUCACUAAUGAUUCUUAUUUUGGAAUAAUUUGA
Molecule: messenger RNA, 2161 nt
Organism: Elaeis guineensis (African oil palm)
Lineage: Eukaryota; Viridiplantae; Streptophyta; Magnoliopsida; Arecales; Arecaceae
Product: berberine bridge enzyme-like D-2
Molecular function (GO): FAD binding; oxidoreductase activity
Source: RefSeq, a predicted model, not a curated record